AUGUCGAAUUUGUCUCUUGCCAUAUCAACCAUUAACCUGGUCAAGAUUUACGUCUUAAUUAGACCCAAGAGCGUUGACCUGAUCAAGCAAUACACAGCUCUUGCAUACCAAACCGCGACGGACCAGGGGCUUAAUCCAAUGGCCAUUUUCAUCCGUUCUGGAAAUGACCCGGCUUCUGACGAUGAUCAAGUGAUAAACACGGAAAUGAUAGGUAAGGGGACCCAUAUCGCUAGUCAUGGGUAUGUGGAAUCGGAGUCCGACUGGCACAUUCGAGACGCCACAUAUGCCCAAGAUAAGCUAGAUUCAGUACUAGACAGGCCGACAGGUCGUCCGGCAUGGUCAACGGAGAAAAAGCUUCACUUUGAGGGUGAGGUCGGGCUUGGACAGCUCAGAAAAGAGGGUGAAUUUGGCGCCGGCAAAGAAGGGCCAGCGGAAAAUGUGAGGUCGGAUACAGGAAACUUGGCUAAGCCACGUACUGCACCUGUCGAUGAUUAUCAAGACUCAACAAUCAACGAGUCGAUAGAUCCUGGUACCCAAGCACUACCUACAAAACAACAUCUGGAGGACAAGAGAAAGUAG
Messenger RNA from Aspergillus pseudotamarii, 579 nucleotides. RefSeq lists its product as uncharacterized. The record is from RefSeq and is a predicted model, not a curated record. Lineage: Eukaryota; Fungi; Ascomycota; Eurotiomycetes; Eurotiales; Aspergillaceae. Bases 1 to 579 code for a protein of 192 amino acids. The transcript is spliced from 2 exons.